AAAAAAAAAAAAAAAGCUCCGAAAGCCUUCUUCACACCCCACCUCCUCCGGCGACGCACGCAGCCGCCGUCGUCCGCCCGCCCGCCCGCCUACCUCUCCGCCGCAGAGUUCUCAUCCUCGCCUUUCUCCGAAGGGUACCCGGAGCUCCCUGAAGCAUAGCCAUAAGCAGCGAUCAUGGCCGACUACGAGCAGGAGCAGGAGAUGGAGGUUGAGGCGCUGCAGGCCAUCCUCAUGGACGACAUCAAGGAGAUCGACCCCAGCGAGAGUGGGAUCGCCACCGCUGCCCGUUGCUUCCAGAUCCUACUCUCCCCUCAGGAUGACGAUUUUGAUGAGGCUUCUUAUGUUCCAGUUCAACUGGCCCUCAUCUUUGCGCACACAGAGAAAUACCCAGACGAACCUCCACUGCUGAAUGUCAAAAGUAUGCGCGGAAUUAAACCAGAUGAUCUUGCAUCCCUGAAGGAAAAGCUUGACCAAGAGGCAACAGAAAAUUUAGGCAUGGCUAUGGUCUAUACUCUUGUUUCAUCAGCCCAAGAGUGGCUAAGCGAGAAAUACGGUCAGAACGGAGGCGAUGAGGAACCUGAAGAGACUGAAGAGAAAGAAGAGGAGGUCAUUGUACCCCAUGGUGAAGCUGUUACUGUGGAGAGCUUCCUGGCCUGGAGAGAACGUUUUGAAGCUGAAUUGGCCUUACAGCGUGCUAAACUUAUGCCAGAUUCAGCUCUUACAGCCCCAAAGGAAAAGAGACUCACAGGACGACAGUAUUUUGAAAGUGGAAGGCAUGCAGUGAAAGGAGCAAGCACAGUUGUGGAUGAAGAUGAGGAAGAAGAGGAAGACAUUGAAUUUGACGAUGAUUUUGAAGAUGACGAAGAGGACAUGCUUGAGCAUUAUUUAGCUGAACAGUCAGGGAAGUCAACAGCUUAGGCUACAAGGCCAAACAGAAGUACCUUCCUGGGCAGAAUUUAGUUUAGGAAACCCAAUGUGGUAAUAUGUUAUGGGUGAAGCACCAGGGCUCAGUAUUUUGUGCGAUUCUCAUCAUUUGGUUGUCCCCUGGUGGACCUCUUUAAGCUUCUAUACAGAUAUGUGCUGAGGGUGUUGGAAGAUCGAGCUGCACCUACAUAAUGUACUUUGCUGUAUAACUUGUCGUGUUUUUGGUCAGGUAUAACGUGUAUGUUUUAUUGUGGAGCGUGUUGCAUAACUUCGGGAAGAUCUUGGUGAUAAUACAUGGAAUGCUAUUCUUUUCGCAAUCCAAA
Molecule: messenger RNA, 1247 nt
Organism: Setaria italica (foxtail millet)
Lineage: Eukaryota; Viridiplantae; Streptophyta; Magnoliopsida; Poales; Poaceae
Product: RWD domain-containing protein 1
Exons: 11
Coding region: 175-918 (247 amino acids)
Biological process (GO): cytoplasmic translation
Molecular function (GO): protein binding
Source: RefSeq, a predicted model, not a curated record